Messenger RNA from Gigantopelta aegis, 5051 nucleotides. RefSeq names its product DNA mismatch repair protein Msh3-like. Gene Ontology annotation, cellular component: nucleus. The transcript has 21 exons. The record is from RefSeq and is a predicted model, not a curated record. Gene Ontology annotation, molecular function: ATP binding; mismatched DNA binding; ATP-dependent DNA damage sensor activity. Gene Ontology annotation, biological process: mismatch repair; mitotic recombination. NCBI's taxonomy places the organism in Eukaryota, Metazoa, Mollusca, Gastropoda, Neomphalida, Peltospiridae. The coding region runs from base 244 to 3498 and encodes 1084 amino acids.
UUAGUUUUUUGACAAACGUGUUUUCCUGUGUUAUUUAACUAUUUAAUAGUAGAGUAACUAUCUAGAAUUACGUGAUUAUAAAUGAGAUAGCUAUGUUUUGUAUGUGUAAUGUUGUCAAUGAAUAAUUCGACAGAUUUUCUCUCUUUUUUGACAAGUCUUUCUGUUUAAAACGUUUUAGGUCUUACUUAGUAAAGUUAGUUACUAAGCCUUACUGGUCCUAAGGCUUAGGCCUUCACUUUCAAGAUGUCAAGCAAAGGUAGAAAGCAGGUGACAUUAUCGAAAUUCUUCACUUCAAAGCAAGGAUCUAUCACUACGGAUGAAAAUGAUGAUGAUCAAAAGAAAUCAAAAUCAAGGAUGAAACGACCCAUGUCUCAGGAUGGAAGAAGAAUCUCGUCAAAGAUAAGACGAACAGAUAGUGGUGAUCAGGAGAAAGGUUCCAAAUCUUCACAGCCAUUAUCUGUUGACAGAGAAACAUUUCACGAUCAAAGUAUUAAAAACCAUGACAGUACAUGCCGGACCGUUAGUGAAACCACGAAAAACAGAUUAUCAACUUUUUCACUAAAUAGUGAAAUUUGCGAAGAUUCCAAACAGAAAAAUUCACGGCACAGAAAAACAUUUACAGAUAUAAAAAAUAAAUCUGACUCUGGUAUACUAUCGCCUCCAAAACCUGUAGAUGAUAAUCAUGACAGUGAAACUUGUAUGGUUGUCAGUGAUGAUGAUGAGGAGGAGGGCAUUAAUAUGUCGAAUUCUAAAGGAAAGGAAUUGCAGAAACAUUCCAAGCUGAACAUACAGAAAAGCAGUUUGUGCAUUAAUAAGACUACCAAAACAAAGUACACUCCAUUGGAGACACAGUACUUGGAGAUCAAAGAGAAGUACCCCGAUGCAGUGCUGUUUAUCGAGUGUGGUUAUAAAUAUAGAUUUUUCGGAGAAGACGCUGAGACCGCGUCACGGGUGUUGAAGAUAUUUUGUCACCCUGAUCAUAACUUUCAGACUGCCAGUAUUCCAACCCAUCGCCUUUUCGUCCAUGUCAGAAGACUAGUUGCUGCGGGUUACAAGGUUGGCGUUGUCAAGCAGACAGAAACAUCGGCUUUGAAAGCAGCAGGAGAAAACCGCAGUGCACCAUUUUCUAGACAACUGUCGGCUCUCUUCACUAAAUCUACUCUCAUUGGAGAAGAUGUUGACCCAUUGUCAGGUAUUGUGGGGGAGGAGUCGGUCUCAGACUACGGAACACGACCUAACAGUUUCCUCAUGUGUGUUUUCGACUCCACUAACUCCAAGAAAGACAAGCAAGAAAUUGCCAUUGUGGCCAUUGACCCCGGCACCGGAGAUCUCAUUUACGAUUGUUUUGAUGAUGGUGCACGCCGUGGGGAUCUGGAGUCGCGUAUAGGACAUGUCCAACCAGUGGAGUUUCUCUUACCAGCCACACUGACGGGACACACACAGAAACUCCUUGACGAUGUCGUCGCUCUCAGCUCAACAGACGAUGACCGGAUUCGUGUGGAACGUCUUGGAGAUGAAAACUUCCAGUAUGCCCAGGCGUUUGAAACCGUAUCAGAGUUCUAUUCAGGUGGAAGUGAUUUGCAGUUCGUGCUCAGUUUACCGAAGCCUGUUUUGAGCUGUUUAGCAGGACUGAUCAUCUACCUCAAAGACUUUCACCUUGAUCGUGCUCUUAAACUCACCACUAGCUUCCAGCCAUUUUCUGUCAAGUCAAAAUUUAUGCAGAUUGGUGGCAACACACUACGUAACCUGGAAGUGUUUCAAAACAUCACUGAUGGACGUGAAAACGGCUCCCUGUUCUGGGUCCUCAACCACACAGUUACCAAGUUCGGCUCACGAACCUUCCGUUCCUGGGUUGCUAAUCCUUUGAUGGAUGUUAGCGAGAUAGUAAAGCGACAAAAUGCAAUUCAGGAACUUUGUGAGGGACAUUUGCCAUCAAUUCAAAAUCUGCGACAGGUUUUAUCCAAAAUGCCCGAUGUCGACAAAGGAUUGUGUUCUAUAUACCACAGAAAGUGUUCUGUAGCAGAGUUCUACACCGUCAUUAAGUCGCUAGAAAAGAUCUACAAAGAAAUGAAAAUGGUUGUGAAGACUUCUGGUGAUCAGAUUCAAUCAACCUUGAUUCAGAACAUUGUGACCGAUGUUCCAGACUUGCUGGCUGAUGUCACAAAGUUCUGUUCUCUCAUCAACGACAAGGCUGCCAAAGAGAAUGAUAAACCAAACCUCUUUACUGAUGAAAGUGUAUAUCCAAGUAUCGUUGAGAGGAAAGCUGAGAUUGAAAAUGUGAAAAAGCAACUUAAGGAUCACAGAAAAGAAAUCCGACUGAAGUUAGGUCAGCCAUCUUUAGACUACGUUACUGUGAUGCAGAUCGAGUUCUUAGUUGAAGUUAGAAAUACACAACUUAAACUGGUCCCCUCGAACUGGAGUAAAAUUAGCAGUACGAAGGCUGUGAGCCGAUUCCACACACCCUUCAUCGUAGAGAUGAUGAAGAAACUCAGCCAGUUAAAAGAACAGCUGAUGAUCGACUCCAACUCUGCGUGGCAAGAAUUUCUCGAGAGUUUCUCAGAAAAAUACCUCCAUUUCCGAAGAGCUGUUCAGCAUCUGAGUGUUCUGGAUUGUCUCUUUUCACUGGCUAGGGUUGCUCAACAGGAAGGCUAUUGCAGACCCGAGAUUACUGCAGACACCACAGCGUGUCUUGACAUUGAUGAAGGACGACAUCCAGUGAUAGAUCUGCUGAAAGCUGGGAAGGAUCAGUUUGUGCCAAACAGCACUCAUCUGUCGGCUGACGGGAAGAGAGUGAUGAUUAUCACAGGUCCAAAUAUGGGCGGCAAGAGUUCCUACAUCCGCCAGGUGGCGCUCAUCACCAUGAUGGCUCAGAUUGGCUCCUUCAUUCCGGCCAACAGCGCCAAACUUGCUGUAGUGGACGCCAUCUUCACCAGAAUGGGUGCGGCUGAUGAGAUCUUCAAAGGUCGCAGCACGUUCAUGGUUGAGUUGCAGGAGGCGUCGGAGAUAAUGUCAAGUGCGACGUCGCGGUCCCUGGUUAUACUUGACGAGUUGGGUCGUGGCACAAGCACCCAUGAUGGUGUGGCGAUAGCACAUGCGACUCUCCAGUACUUCAUCAAAGAGGUGAAAUGUCUGACCCUGUUUGUGACCCACUACCCAGUCUUAGCAGACUUGGAGCAGCAGUUCCCAGACAGUGUUGGCAACUACCACAUGUCAUUCAUUUUAGCUGAACAAGAUGAGAAAGAUUCCUCUGAACAAAGGGAAGUAAUCACCUUUCUGUACCAACUAGUGGAAGGCAGUGCUGCCAAGAGUUAUGGGUUGAAUGUAGCUCGACUCGCCGAUAUGUCACAGGAGGUCAUAAAGCAAGCAACAGAAAUGUCUCACAAACUGGAAACCAAGUUGACAAACAGACGUCACUUCUGCGACAUAUUUACUGCAGUUUCAAGAAAAUCUCCUGACGCCAUCUUGAAAUUGUUUGAUUCAAACGAUCAAAAUAGAUGAUGACAAACCAUUGCAGAUUCGUUUUGAAGUGGAUCCAUUAUUUGAACAUUUCUUGUAACAUUUUAACAAGCAAAUAUUACUUUGACUUAUUGUCUUUAUAUAUUCAAAAUAUGGUUCAAGGUAUGCUGUCCUGGGCACACAAAUCAAUCGCCUGCAUAGACUACUGUGAGAAAUAAUGUAUACCGUUACCAUGGAGAUGAUUCGUGCAAUAACAGCCAAGGGCAGACAUUUUACCUCUUGAUAGUAAAUAAUCUUUUAUAAAUAUAUAAUUUCCACAGACCAGGACAGUACAUACCAUUGUGUUCCCUGGAGUAGAUGAUGUGAUAACAAAUCACAGUUUUACAUUGAGAUUGGCAAGAGUAGGAGAUGGGAUGACCAAUCAUUAAUUCACUUCACUGCAAUUGGUUGAAUGUUUGGUAACCAACAUUUUUUGUAGUGAAUCAGUGUUAUCAAUUUGCAAGAAUUUUCAUGAAAUACAAAUGAACUUAUUGUCCAGAAACAAUUUUUCUAAAAUAUUUUUUUGUUGAAGCAACUUUAUGGUGUGUCAUAUUUGUUGCUCAGUAUUGUGAUAUUUACUUCUAAAAUGUAUCAGGGUAUGUUGCAGAAAUGUGUACUUAAUUUACAUGUAGUUACAAACAUUAUUACAUUCUGGACUUGAAAAGGAUGAAGAUAUUUACCUUUUUAAAAAUCAUGAUAUCUCAAUAUGAGAAAAACGAUGUUAUAAAGUGAUGUAUAUACCAUGUGUUUAUGGGGGACUUAUACCAUGUGUUCAUGUCACCCAUAUAAGGCAAUUUCAUUAUUUUUUAUAUAACCUGUAACCUGAAACUUAUAUGAAACAAGAAAGUUAUGUGGUUAUGCAUUCUGUUUCAGUCUUGUUUAGUACCAUUUAUUACACAAUGACUCUUUAUUACACAUUCUCCACACAAUAAUUGACAAAUAUUUUUACUGAUACACCCAGUCAGGGUUUUAAAGUGCACCAAAGUCACUGCAAUAAAAGUUGACCCCAAUUUUGGACUUCAUUCAGUUUUAUGAAAACAUUUUUCAGUCAUGGUCAGUGUUGGUGGACUUGUCUCUUUUGUGAGCCAUGAAGUGGUCUGUGUACUGUGUACGUACAUAUAAAUUGAUGAAAAGAUGGGGGGCAUAGCCUAGUGUGGACCUGGUUGCACUGAAAUACGUACAUACAUGUAACUGACUUUUUUGUCUACAUUUUUCCAGCACACUUGUAUGAAUAGCCUAAUAUGGCAUUGUAAAAAAUUGCUGUAGCCUCGGCCAAACCCUCCAGUCUACAUGUACAUCCCUGAAAGAAAUAAUGAACAUAUAUACUGUAGACCACAUUUAAUUAACAGCUAGUAGCUUAGUAAUGUCUAUAAUAAGACUAAAUUCGUUCCAGUUUAGGUGUUCUCACAGUAUUAUUCGAUCGAGUGCGGGGCAGGACGGAGCCCAGUGGUACAGCGUUCGCUCGAUGCGUGGUCGGUGUGGGAUCGAUCCCCGUCGGUGGGCCCAUUGGGCUAUUUCUCGUUCCAGCCAGUGCACCACGACUGGUAUAUCAAAGG